Molecule: messenger RNA, 723 nt
Organism: Prorocentrum cordatum
Lineage: Eukaryota; Dinophyceae; Prorocentrales; Prorocentraceae
Source: the annotation of a GenBank genome assembly
AUGGCAGACAUCGCCCACAUCUCGGGCCUCGUCGCCACAGGGCAGCAUCCGGCGCCGUUCGAGCACUGCGACGUGGUGACCACCACCACCCACAAGUCGCUGCGCGGCCCCCGGGCUGGCAUGAUCUUCUUCAAGUACUCGGACGCCAUCCCCGACAUCAAGGAGCGCAUCGACAUGGCCGUCUUCCCAGGCCUGCAGGGCGGGCCGCACAACCACCAGAUUGGUGCGCUGGCGGCACAGCUGCUCGAGGUGGCCACGCCCGAGUUCAAGGAGUACUCGAAGGCCGUGGUCGCCAACUCGCAGACCCUGGCCAAGACCCUGCAGGACAAGGGCCACAAGCUCGCCAGCGACGGCACGGACAACCACCUGGUCCUGUGGGACCUGCGCCCCCACGGCCUCACGGGCUCCAAGCUGGAGAAGGUCUGCGAGGGCGCGUCCAUCUCGCUCAACCGCAACGCGGUGCACGGCGACGCCUCCGCGCUCUCGCCGGGCGGCGUGCGCAUCGGCUCCCCCGCGAUGACCACGCGCGGCUGCACCGCGGACGACUUCGUGAAGAUUGCGGGCUUCCUGGACAGGUGCUGCCAGAUCGCCCUGAAGAUCCAGGCUGAGAAGGGCAAGAAGCUGAAGGACUUCGAGGCUGGCCUCGCGGGCAACGCCGACAUCGCGGCGCUGAGGAAGGAGGUGCACGCGUUCGCCUCCAGCUUCGGCUAUCCCGGCCUCUGA